Molecule: messenger RNA, 147 nt
Organism: Eutrema salsugineum
Lineage: Eukaryota; Viridiplantae; Streptophyta; Magnoliopsida; Brassicales; Brassicaceae
Exons: 1
Coding region: 1-147 (48 amino acids)
Source: RefSeq, a predicted model, not a curated record
AUGGAUAAAAGUAGAGGCUCAUCAUUCAAUCCACAUGAGGGUGAGUUAUUAUGUCGUGUCUAUCUAGAAAUAUCACAAGAUCUAAUUUCUAGCAAUAAUCAGUCUUUGGGGAAAUUAUGGGUAAAAAUACAAAAUAUGUACAAUUGA